AUGGUGCUGAGGCGGACAGGAGGCACGGUGAGGUGGAUAGAAGAGGAGGACCUGAGAGAACAGACUGGAGUGGUGACAUGGAGGAGGUCAGACAGAGAGCCACAGUGCAGAGGUCCACGGACUCAAUCAGGGGUCCGACAACCUCCAAUCAGGGCCUUCAUGGACGACUUGACAGUCACGACAGAGUCGGUACCAGGAUGCAGGUGGAUCCUCCAAGGGCUGGAAAGGCUCCUCCGGUGGGCGCGGAUGGGAUUUAAACCAGCAAAGUCAAGAUCGCUUGUGGUGAGGAAGGGAAAGGUCACGGACAGGUUCCGGUUCACCAUAGAAGGGUCAACGAUACCACCUUUAACAGAGAAGCCUGUGAAGAGCUUAGGCAAGGUCUUCGACAGCAGCCUCAAAGAUACCGCAUCUGUCCAGUCAACCUGCCAGGACCUGGACAGCUGGCUGGGAGCAGUGGAUAGAUCUGGCCUCCCCGGAAAAUUUAAAGCAUGGAUAUACCAGCACGGUAUAUUGCCAAGGAUACUCUGGCCGCUACUGGUCUACGAGGUCUCUAUCUCCACCGUGGAGACCCUGGAGAGGAAGGUGAGCACUUAUCUCAGGAGAUGGCUGGGGUUGCCUAGAAGCCUCAGCACCAUCGCCCUCUACGGGAACACUACAAAGCUCCGGCUGCCCUUGAAGUCUCUUGAAGAGGAGUUCAAGGUGACUCGGACCAGAGAAGUGAUCCAGUAUAGAGACUCAAGUGACCCAAGGGUGGCCCAGGCAGGAAUUGUGGUGAAGACCGGAAGGAAAUGGAGCGCCCAGGCGGCCGUACUGGAUGCGGAGGCACGAUUACGCCACAGAGACCUGGUGGGGGUUGUGGCCCAGGGCAGAGCAAGCCUGGGGAUGUUUCCAACACCGCACCGCCACAAGGAGCGCCAGGGGAAGGAGAAAAGAAGGCAGAUUCUGGAGGAGGUCAGAACGUCAGUGGAAGAAGUAAGAACAUGCAGAGCGGCAGGUCUGAGACAGCAGGGGGCCUGGACCAGAUGGGAGCAUGCUGACCGCAAAGUUACAUGGACGGACCUUUGGCAGGCUGAACCUCACCGCAUCAGCUUCCUGAUCCGGGCAGUUUAUGAUGUACUGCCUAGCCCAGCGAACCUUGUCACCUGGGGGAAAGCUGAGACCCCGGACUGCCCACUGUGUUCAGCGAGAGGAACUCUGGAGCAUGUUCUGAGCUCCUGCCCGAAAGCGCUCAGUCAGGGCCGUUACACCUGGCGCCACAACCAGGUGCUGAAGCCAGUUGCAGAAGCCAUUAGCAAGGGCAUCAGCAGCUGCAACCGAGUGCACAAGGACACCCAUGCAAUCGCUUUCAUCAAAGCAGGAGAACAGCCAGGGGCAGGCCGCAGGAAGACACCAGCAGGGAUCCUGGCAUCUGCUAAAGACUGGAAGCUCUCUGUAGACCUGGAGAAGCAGCUACGCUUCCCCCAGCACAUUGUCAGCUCCACCCUGAGGCCAGACAUCCUCCUGGUCUCUGAGAGCACUAAGAACAUCAUCAUGUUGGAGCUGACGGUGUCAUGGGAGGACCGCUUGGGGGAGGCCCACGAGAGGAAGAGGGCAAAGUAUGAAGACCUCGUCGUCGACUGUCAGAAGCAGGGCUGGAAGGCUAGAUGUAUGCCCAUCGAGGUUGGUAGCAGAGGAUUUGUGGGGCAGCCAUACCACAAAGCCCUCAGCGCCUUGGGCAUCACAGGAGCAGCAAGGACCAGAGCUAUUAAGAACACCACCGAAGCAGCUGAGAAAGCCUCAAGAUGGCUCUGGAUCCAGAGAGGAAAACCAUGGGGACAAGCUAAUACCUCCUGAACACA
Sphaeramia orbicularis (orbiculate cardinalfish) is the source of this 1838-nucleotide messenger RNA. RefSeq lists its product as uncharacterized. The record is from RefSeq and is a predicted model, not a curated record. NCBI's taxonomy places the organism in Eukaryota, Metazoa, Chordata, Actinopteri, Kurtiformes, Apogonidae.